AUGUCUUCAGGCGGCAACAAGAACACCCAGAGCUACCCGCUUCACCCCUCGCAAUACGGCGCGGAGGGCCUGCCCGGUCCAAACUUUGAAGGCAGCAUCUUUGGCACCAGCAGCCACCAUUAUGACAAGCUUCACGGCAAAGAUAACAAAAGCAGUGGAAGCGCCAACAGCGGCACUACCAACAACGGCAGCACCAAUAGCGGCAGCAACAACAGCGGCGACAAGAAGUCAAGCUCUUCGUAA
This is a messenger RNA of Pyricularia oryzae 70-15, 243 nucleotides long. RefSeq lists its product as uncharacterized. The record is from RefSeq and is a predicted model, not a curated record. The transcript is spliced from 2 exons. Bases 1 to 243 code for a protein of 80 amino acids. NCBI's taxonomy places the organism in Eukaryota, Fungi, Ascomycota, Sordariomycetes, Magnaporthales, Pyriculariaceae.